Aureobasidium uvarum is the source of this 1515-nucleotide messenger RNA. The record is from the annotation of a GenBank genome assembly. NCBI's taxonomy places the organism in Eukaryota, Fungi, Ascomycota, Dothideomycetes, Dothideales, Saccotheciaceae.
GAUAUCUUCCGUCCAGGUGCUUUGCAGCCUUCCAUGGAAAAGUCCGACGAGAUUGCGCAUGUCCAGGAAACACCCGUCGAGGCUUCUACCAAGACAUGGUGGCAGCGACGCGCUCCUGUCAUCGCUUGCGGUUCUGGACUCUUUUCUGAUGGUUACCUCAAUGGAGUCAGUCGUCUGUUCCCCGCCACAAGUAUUCAUUUAACCAGUAUCAGNGUCAUCGGCUCAGUGAACACCAUUCUCAAGAGACUGUACAAACACGAGUACACCCACAGCAAUGCUCAGAGUAAUAUUACAUCGCUCGUAUUCGUUGGUGAAGUCGUCGGUAUCAUUAUCUUUGGCUACACCUCAGAUCGCUUUUCCCGCAAGUGGUCCAUCUUUGCAUCUACUGUCAUCCUGGUAUGCCCUAUUGGUGGCAUGCUUUCUGCUCUUGCUGCUUACCGAUUCCUCCUCGGUAUCGGGAUCGGCGGUGAGUACCCUGCUGGAUCUGUUGGUUGUUCAGAAAGCACUGGUGAGCUUGAAGCCGGUACGCGCAAUCGUUGGUUCAUCUGGUUCACCAACUUGGCGAUCGACGCUGGGUUUGUCGUCGCUGCUUUUGUCCCCAUGAUUGUUGAUCAUCUCCGCGCCGCUUGGCGUAUCAUGCUCGGUAUCGGUGUCAUACCGCCACUCUCGCUGUUCUACAUGCGCUGGAAGCUUGAAGAGCCCGAAGCCUACAAGCGGAACACCAUGGCCAAGUGCAAGACGCCCUGGAAGCUCAUCUUCAAGAAGUAUUGGUUCCGCCUGCUCGUAGUCUCGACCAUCUGGUUCAUCUAUGACUAUUCAUCAUAUGCCUUUGGCACUUACUCGGCUCCAAGCGUUGACAAUGUACUCGGCCCUGACGCACCAAUGUGGAAGACUUUUGGCUGGAACACUGUGAUCAACCUUUUCUACAUUCCUGGUGCCUUUGCAGGAUCAUACGUCUCUGAUUGGAUUGGUCCCAGGAAGGCUCUUGCGUAUGGAGUGACUGCACAGGCUGUGGUCGGAUUUAUCAUGGCUGGCUGCUACGAGAAGCUUGCUAUCCCAAAGAACAUUGGUGGAUUUGUUGUGGUCUACGGCAUUUUCUUGUCGCUCGGCGAACUGGGCCCUGGAGACAACAUUGGGCUCAUUGCAUCCAAGACCUCUGCCACCGCUGUCAGAGGCCGUUACUACGCAGUCGCUGCAGCAUUUGGCAAGAUCGGAGCCUUCAUUGGCAACUACCUCUACCCUAUCCUGGUAGCUGAUGCUGGGAGCAACGUAGUCAAGGGUAACCAGUACCCUUUCUGGGUCGCCUCGUCUCUUUGCAUCUUGAGCGCUUUCCUUGCAUUCUUCUUCUUGCCUGAGAUUGGUCAAGAUACAAUUGAUCACGAGGACGCUGCUUUCAAGGGCUAUCUGAUUGAAAAUGGUUGGGAUAUUUCUCGUAUGGGUCUUGCUGGCGCUGGUGCUCACAUGGAAUCUGAUGAGGAGAGUCCACGAUACAAUGGUGAGAAGGCGGAUGAGUGA